This is a messenger RNA of Cynoglossus semilaevis (tongue sole), 4878 nucleotides long. RefSeq names its product armadillo repeat containing 8 (gene armc8). Gene Ontology annotation, biological process: proteasome-mediated ubiquitin-dependent protein catabolic process. The record is from RefSeq and is a predicted model, not a curated record. Gene Ontology annotation, molecular function: protein binding. The transcript is spliced from 22 exons. Gene Ontology annotation, cellular component: GID complex. NCBI's taxonomy places the organism in Eukaryota, Metazoa, Chordata, Actinopteri, Pleuronectiformes, Cynoglossidae. The coding region runs from base 37 to 2211 and encodes 724 amino acids.
UAAGUGGCAAAUUUGAUAACUGUAAUGAAUUGAGCUAUGGUGGUUUGUUUGCUGCUGUUAACCUACGAUGCUAAGUUUCAAAAACAGCAAUUUGCAACAUGUAGCAAGAGCAAAACCUCGGGUGGCGCGCAUACGCAAGCUGCGCGUAGUGUUCUAGUUUUGUGUACCAAGGUUGCCCACAAGGGCGGGAACCUUUUCAGCCAACUCGCGAGUACGGAAGUCACUGCCACCAGUCGCCAUUAUGUGGACCGAUUGUUUGACCCGGACCCACAGAAAGUUGUACAAGGAGUCAUUGACAUGAAGAAUGCUGUCAUUGGAAACAACAAGCAGAAGGCCAAUCUUAUCGUUCUUGGAGCUGUGCCAAGAUUACUGUACCUGCUCCAACAGCGCACCUCCAGUCUUGAGCUGAGGACGGAGUGUGCAGUGGUGCUGGGAAGUCUCGCCAUGGGCACCGAGAACAAUAUCAAGUCCCUUGUGGACUGUCACAUCAUCCCCGCUCUUCUUCAAGGACUUUUGUGUCCAGACCUAGUCUUUAUUGAAGCCUGUCUACGAUGCCUGAGGACAGUUUUCAUUAGUCCAGUAACUCCUGUGCAGCUGCUCUACACUGACCCCACUGUGAUUCCUCAUCUAAUGUCCCUACUGAGCCACUCACAGAGGACCCAGGAGUACAUCACACAGAUCUUCUCUCACUGUUGUAAGACGCCCGAGCACCAGACGGUCCUGUUCAACCACGGUGCCGUGCAGAACAUUGCCCCUCUGCUGAUAUCUCCCUUUUAUAAGGUCCGGAUGCAGGCGCUAAAGUGUUUCUCAGUCUUGGCCUAUGAGAACACCCAAGUCUCAAUGACACUGAUGAAUGUCGUUUCUGUUUUGUCAGUGCUGGUGGACGGAGAACGCCUCGCUCAGGUAUUUGUUAAAAUGAUGCAAAGGGAUCAACCCAUAGAAAUGCAGCUAACAGCAGCCAAAUGUUUAACGUACAUGUGUCGAGCAGGUGCCAUCGGAACGGACGACAACUGCAUCGUCUUAAAGACUUUGCCGUGUCUGGUGCGGAUGUGCAGUAAAGAGCACCUGUUGGAGGAGCGAGUGGAAGGAGCAGAAACGUUAGCUUACCUGAUGGAGCCUGACGUGGAGCUGCAGAGAAUCGCCAGCACCACCGAUCACCUCGUGGCCACGUUGGCCGACUACUUCAAAUACCCCAGCUCUGUGUCUGCCAUCACUGACAUCAAGAGGCUGGAUCAUGACCUGAAACACGCGCACGAGUUGAGACAAGCUGCGUUCAAACUUUACGCGUCUUUAGGCUCGAAUGACGAGGACAUUAGAAAAAAGAUUACGGAGACAGAAAACAUGAUGGACAGGAUAGUCAGCGGUCUUUCAGAAUCGAGCAUUAAAGUCCGAUUAGCAGCCGUCAGAUGUCUUCACAGUCUGUCACGGUCUGUCCAGCAGCUACGGACCAGCUUUCACGACCAUGCAGUGUGGAAGCCCUUGAUGAAGCUUUUACAGAAUGCUCCAGAUGAAGUCCUGAUCAUGGCUUCUUCUACAAUAUGCAAUCUACUGCUGGAGUUUUCACCCAGCAAAGAGCCCAUCCUUGAGUCAGGGGUGAUUGAGUUACUCUGCAGUUUAACCAAGAGUGACAGUCCAGCACUGAGAGUCAAUGGGAUCUGGGCUCUGAUGAACAUGGCGUUUCAGGCGGAUCAGAAGAUAAAGAUGGAGAUUGUACGUUGUCUUGGUACAGAACAGUUGUUCCGUCUGCUCUCGGACCCUGACAACAAUGUCCUAAUGAAGACCUUGGGAUUACUGCGUAAUCUGCUUUCUACACGACCGCACAUCGACCAGAUCAUGAGUUCUCACGGGAAGCAGAUCAUGCAGGCGGUCACGCUCAUCCUGGAAUCAGAGCAUAGUAUAGAGGUGAAGGAACAGACACUUUGUAUUCUUGCCAACAUCGCUGAUGGAAACACGGCUAAAGAACUCCUCAUGACCAAUGACGACAUGCUGCAGAAAGUCAAGUAUUACCUGGGUCACUCAAAUGUGAAGCUGCAGCUCGCCGCCACUUACUGCAUCUCCAACCUGAUCUGGAAUGAAGAAGACGGUUCUCAGGAGCGUCAGGACAAGCUGAGGGAGAUGGGCUUCGUGGACAUCCUGCACAAACUAACACAGUCCUCUGACCCCAGCCUCUGUGACCGGGCGAAGACGGCGAUGCAGCAGUACCUAGCGUGACUAGAAGGGCAGACGUUUUGUUCACUGCCAGCCUACUGUACCUGAAAACGCCAGAAGGGGAUGCUGUUGGUUAGAUUUUUGGAUGCACAAACACUUUUUUUUUUUUUUUGGUUGGAAUUUUUUUUUUUUUUUUUUGUUGGACCUGCGUCGACCUCUGUUCUCCCCAAACCCGGAACCUCAAUGCUUGGCUUGCUGAAAAAUACAGCAGGACCUGCGGCUGCUGGGAGGUUUUUCACUUGGUUAUUUCCCUCACAUCCUUCAGAGACGGAAAAAAAAGGGAUUUCUUUUUGUUUGGGUUCUUUUCUUGUGCAGAAAGCAGACUGCAGUGCUGGCGACUACGCCUCCCUGGACCCCUAAUCGCUGAGAGGGUUUUCACUUUUGACACAAAGAUAAUGGAUUGUUGGACAACAAAGCUUCCAAUGGAUUACGCUUUGUAUUUUGAACAGAUGACGAAAAUUAAUAACAUUUCUUUUAGGCAUUGGUAAGGUAGAGUAAGGACACAUUUGAAGAGGGAGGGGGAAAAAAAAAGACUGACUAUUUUGAAACUUUAAGUUGUUUUUGUGGACACAUACCUCAAAAAUAUAUACAUAUAAAUAUAUAAAUAUAAACAAAAAUCUAUCUAUUUUUGGAGGUUUAUUUUCCUCCUCCCCAUGCUGUUUGUUUUCAGUUUUCCUCUCUGAUACUCAACUAUGAGCACAGAUUUGUGUUUGUAUCUGACUGAACUUGAUUGGUAAAUUAUAGAAAGAAAAUGUAAUGCCCUCUUCACUUCCGUAGGCGUUUUAUUUCUCCCUACUUUUGUUUGUCUUUGUGCAUCACUUGGUUGUUCCAUCCUGAACAUGGAAGAACCGGAGCGACUGGAGUUUGAGGCUGACGUGUAAUCCUCAGCUCAAAAGACUCUUAGGAUGAUUAAUUCAAUUCCUUACAAAACAGGUUCCUUUUCCAAAACAAAAUCAAAUUAAUUUUCUCAUCUGUGGAGGAGAUCAUUUUAUGCAGUCCAGCAUAACGGAAGAAACCACCAUCCGUUUUACAUGCUAAUGCAGAACAUGAGAUCUUCUUGAUGAACUAAUGAGAACUAAUGCAGAAAAGUUUUUUUUUUUUUGUAGGCGCAGAUAAAAUAGGAUUUUUUUUUUUGUUAUCCACUGUGUUUCUCAAAGGUAAGUAUUCUGAGAUCCUCGGUUAAAGUCCGCUGUUCAGUGUAAAGACCAUUCCACUGUUCUUCACCGCCUCACCACCAGUAACCUAACGGUGUAACACAGUGAUGAAAAUCAUUUGCACAUAAAAGUUCAAAGUGCACUGUUGUCAAAAAUGCAAGGAUAAUCAUUUACAACAUUUUUUUUUUUUAAACAACGAUGAAGUACCCGGACUUGAAACCGCCAACUAUGUCAUGACAUUAUUAUGAUUUAAAUCCCAUCCAGAAAUACAGAUCCCAAUAGGUGAGGCUCACUGACUUGUCACUACACAAAACAUAGAUGUGAGGAUUAUUCAUGUCUAUUUUUAAUCGGAAUAAAUGUAUUUUCUUAAACAUUUGGCCUUGUUGUUUUUAAAAAGUGGGGGGAAAACUGACACCUGGCGGGUAAAACCAUAAAGUGCAUCAAUACAGUGGUGACGAAAACGGUUCCCUGAACGCCUCACGUUAACUCCAAGCUAUUUCAAAACCACAAUGAAGCUCUGAUGAAAUGAAUGUCGCUGUUGAAAAUAUACGCAAACCUGAAGAAGGCUUUUGUCUGUGUCACGUUUUCUUUUUGUAUCUCUUCAUACGCUCUCUCAAUCAUAUACAGUUACGCCUAUACGCUCCGCUUGUCGUAGUUCAUCUUGUUCAAGUUACAAACUGUUGAACUUUUUUGAGAUUUAAAAGAAAAGAAAAAAAAAAUUUAACAACACAAAGGACAAAGUAUUGCGCUAGGUGGCGACACUGUCCACACCGCUAACCUGCUAGUUCCCGUGUGCAUUGUGUUAGCCCCAAUAUGUCGGAAUACAAGAACAAGACUUGAGAGAUGGCAACAUAACCUUGAAACGUCGGUUUCGUAGGUCGAGGACGGAAUAAACGGAGGGUCUCCUGUACUGCAAAAAUGUCCGUAAACCUUUGGGUCCUGUUGCAGAAACAAAAACACCAUCGUAAAACGUUCGUAAUCGUAAAGAUCGGAUUUCAAAAUGGUUUACCUCAUCCCAACAUAGGAGUAUGUACACAUGUUACCGCAAACCUGGCUCACGUUAAUGUCGCUCCAUGAGUCUGAAAUAUUAGAAAAGAACACUUCUUUAUUAUUGUACAGUAGAUCAUUCUGGUAAAUCUUCAGAAUUGUAACAGUAGUCGUUUUAGUAAAAUACAUCUGAACCCCCGCUGCCACAAACAGGAAAGUUUGCCCUCUACAGUUCAAAAGCAGGCACAUUCCUCAUGCAAAAAGAUUCCGUCACAUGCAGUUCACUUAAAUGUUGUUUUUUUUUUCUCUUUUAAUUGGAAGACUAGGCUUUUUUUUUUUUUAGGUGGGCGUAUUUCUUCCAGCUGAAAAGGUAUCGCUACUAAGGAUUUUUGUUGGAGGGCGAGAGUAGACGUUCUGUUUGAAAGAGGAAGUCAGGAAAGGAGGUUGGAAGCAUCAGUGAGCCACCAGAGGGCAGAAGGUCUGGAGCAAAAACAAGCGCUUCUCAACACAUACGCAUAGGGAAAAAAAA